AUGUUUCAGACCUUGUACAACUACUUCUGGUGGGACCGGCUUUGGUUGCCGGCCAACCUGACCUGGGAUGAUGUCCAGGGCCUGGAUGACCAAGUCUACAGCAAAGCCGCUCACCUCUACUACACCAUUCCUCUGAGCUUCGUCUUCCUCAUCGUCAGGCACUUCUUCGAAAUCUACAUCGCCACCCCUCUGGCUGGGCUCUUGAACGUCAAAGAAAAAACCCGAUUAAAAGCCAGCCCCAAUCCGGUGCUAGAGAAAUUCUACUCCACGUCCUGCAAACAUCCCAAACAGGCGGCGGUCGAGGCGCUGUCUAAACAAAGCGGCUGCACCCCGCGGCAGGUGGAACGCUGGUUCCGGCGACGACGAAACCAGGAUCGCCCCAGUUUACUCAAGAAAUUCCGGGAAUCCAGUUGGAGAUUCACGUUUUACCUUAUUGCUUUCAUUGCUGGCAUGGCUGUGAUCGUGGAUAAACCUUGGUUUUACAACCUGGAAGAAGUUUGGGACGGCUACCCCUAUCAGGCCUUGCUUCCUUCCCAGUACUGGUAUUACAUGACCGAGCUGUCGUUUUAUUUGUCGCUCUUGUUCAGCAUCGCCUCAGACGUGAAGCGGAAGGAUUUCAAGGAGCAGGUGAUCCAUCACGUGGCCACCAUCGUCCUGAUGAGUUUCUCCUGGUUCACCAACUAUAUCCGGGCCGGGACCCUCAUCAUGGCCCUGCAUGAUGCCUCCGACUACCUGCUGGAGUCAGCCAAGAUGUUCAACUACGCCGGCUGGAAGAACACCUGCAACAGUAUCUUCAUCGUGUUUGCGGUCAUCUUCAUCAUCACCCGCUUGAUCAUCCUUCCUUUCUGGAUUCUGCACUGCACCAUGAUCAUCCCUUUAAAGGUGUAUCCUCCCUUUUUCGGCUAUUACUUCUUCAACGGCAUGAUGGUGAUCCUCCAAUGCCUCCACGUAUUUUGGGCCUACCUUAUCAUUCGCAUGGCUCAGAAAUUCAUAACUGGAAAGACAGUGGAGGACGAGCGAAGCGACCGGGACGAAACAGAUUACUCCGUAGAGGAAGAAGAAAAGGCUGUUGCUGCGGACGCCGGGCCCAGCGCGGGAACCAAAAACGGCCCUCUCGCCAACGGGCACCCCGUCUUGAACAAUAACCACCAGAAAGUAGAAUAA
Molecule: messenger RNA, 1164 nt
Organism: Protobothrops mucrosquamatus (brown spotted pit viper)
Lineage: Eukaryota; Metazoa; Chordata; Lepidosauria; Squamata; Viperidae
Gene: CERS2
Product: ceramide synthase 2
Exons: 10
Coding region: 1-1164 (387 amino acids)
Biological process (GO): ceramide biosynthetic process
Cellular component (GO): membrane
Molecular function (GO): sphingosine N-acyltransferase activity; DNA binding
Source: RefSeq, a predicted model, not a curated record